Messenger RNA from Homo sapiens (human), 920 nucleotides. It is a transcript of the gene RPL26L1, whose product is annotated as ribosomal protein L26 like 1. Gene Ontology annotation, molecular function: structural constituent of ribosome; RNA binding. The coding region runs from base 253 to 690 and encodes 145 amino acids. Lineage: Eukaryota; Metazoa; Chordata; Mammalia; Primates; Hominidae. The record is from RefSeq and is a predicted model, not a curated record. The transcript has 4 exons. Gene Ontology annotation, biological process: translation. Gene Ontology annotation, cellular component: ribosome; large ribosomal subunit.
AUACCAGUUGUGCUUUUAUACUGGUAGGAUGUGAUUUGGGGAACUAUUAGUUAAACCAAUGAGCUACAAGAAAUGAACCUAGUAAAACUAAGUUGAAUGCUUUAGAGAGACUUGAUUAAGGUGAGUUGUUACCCCUCCCAACUCAAAAUGCUGCUGAAUGAGAAGUGAACAAGACAACUGUAAAAGAUUUGGGAGGCCGGACGCGAUGGUUCACGCCUAUAAUCCCAGCACCGGGAGGCUGAGAGGGUCACCAUGAAGUUCAAUCCCUUCGUUACCUCGGACCGCAGUAAAAACCGCAAACGUCACUUCAAUGCCCCCUCACACGUGCGCAGGAAGAUCAUGUCAUCCCCGCUCUCCAAGGAGCUGCGGCAGAAGUACAAUGUCCGCUCCAUGCCCAUCCGCAAGGACGACGAGGUCCAGGUAGUUCGAGGACACUACAAAGGUCAGCAAAUUGGCAAGGUAGUCCAGGUGUACAGAAAGAAAUAUGUCAUCUACAUCGAGCGGGUGCAGCGUGAGAAGGCCAACGGCACAACUGUCCACGUGGGCAUUCACCCAAGCAAGGUGGUUAUCACCAGGCUAAAACUGGACAAGGAUCGGAAAAAAAUUCUUGAACGCAAAGCCAAGUCUCGACAAGUUGGAAAAGAGAAAGGCAAAUAUAAAGAAGAACUUAUUGAGAAAAUGCAGGAAUAAAUAGAACCUGUUGUGCAACCACGGUUUAACCGGAGAUUUUGAGGCUAGGGUGUGUUUCUUUCGAACUUUUCGGAAUGUCUGGAACAUUUCAUUUCCUGUUUUGUUACCUGUGCCUCUGUAAAUCUACUUUUGCAAUUUUAAGUAAUAAUUUUAUGAAUAAAAAUGGGAAAUGCUUCCUAAUUCCACAUAGUAUUUGCAUUGUUUUAUAAAUAAAUUCCACUUACUAUCAA